AUGUCUAGCCGGAGCAAAAGCAUUGGGCAAUCGAUUGGAGCUGCUCAUCAGGCACAGAGGAUAGGCAUGGAUGACAGUGAUAUUCCAAGCCAGCUGUCACUCUUCAUUCUAUUUUCCUCCGCUCAUAUCAUCUUCUUCGCAAAUAUCGGGCUUGACAGAAUACUAGUACUAGUAUUCUGCGUGCACCCACGACAAGUCCCUACUAGGCAAGAGACGUAUCUCAUAAGAAAGAACAUCAGCUUGCACAUCUUUGAUGCUGGGAUAAAAUCAAAAUAA
Histoplasma mississippiense is the source of this 276-nucleotide messenger RNA. RefSeq lists its product with no specific name. Bases 1 to 276 code for a protein of 91 amino acids. The transcript has a single exon. The record is from RefSeq and is a predicted model, not a curated record. NCBI's taxonomy places the organism in Eukaryota, Fungi, Ascomycota, Eurotiomycetes, Onygenales, Ajellomycetaceae.